Molecule: messenger RNA, 2007 nt
Organism: Jatropha curcas
Lineage: Eukaryota; Viridiplantae; Streptophyta; Magnoliopsida; Malpighiales; Euphorbiaceae
Source: RefSeq, a predicted model, not a curated record
CAGAGUAAAUUCCAAUAACAUAACAAGCAGAGACGUUUUUGUCUGUUUCAGGGUCCCAAUCUGGAUUCUCAAGGCAGAGCCUCUGCCACAGGUCCUGAAGCUGGGAAAAUUCUCGAUCAAACAAUUGGUUCAUAUCAAUCUCAGCAUAUUUCAUUGUGGGUACCACUCAAAAAAAAUGAAAAUUAGCCAAUAUCUUUGGAUUUUAAGGUCUAUGGAUGGAUAAGUUUAUGGUGUUGUGAGAAAAGGGUCAAGGGUAUAAGAAAAUAUAAGAGAUUUUGGCAUCAGAAAUUUUGAUUUCUUAGCUGGGUUUCUUCUCUCCAGAGAUAAUGUUGAAGCUAUACUCGAUGGCUUCUCACGGAAACCCUCCUGGUCCAGGACUAGUCUUUUACAAAGAACGGACAGGAGUCAUCAAGGACUGCCCGCCCUUUUUGCCAAGUCAGGGAGCAAGACAAGAAAUAAAAAAACUGAACUCCUUUAGGCUGAGGCCACAGCAUGAUGAAUCAUGGAGACCCACUGGUGGAUUCUGUGAGCACAACCAGUUUGCCAAGAUUGACUCAACAGUUGCAAGGCCUGUACUCAUUGAUAUGCAAGACACUUGCCCAGACUCUGUACUCUUCAGCUAUGGGAUAGCUGAACAAUGCACUAAACAUGAGAAAAUCUUGAAGUUUCUCACAUCCGGAUCAAGUGACCCAGAGAAAGAUGGAUUAGAUUUAUCUGUGCUGUCUGAUUUGAUGGGUUUUCAGACAUUGGCUUUGGAUGUGCAUGAGCAGCCCUGUGCUCCUCUCAUUUAUCCAAGUGGAAAAUACGAUGCCCCAAAUCCUUUAGUUGACUUUGUGGGAGAUAUGGCGCGUAGUUCUAAAAUUACAGUUCAUCCAGAUGGUCGUGUAUUAUUCACUGGCAGUGGGACAGAGAUUAAGGAUAUUCUUUCUAUUGUUGCUGAGUUUUACUUGUCGAAGAACUCAACUAAGCAAACAAAGCAGUCUAUCCUUGUUCCCCACUUUAGCUGGCCUGAUAUAAGUGAAGCACAUGUUAGUGUUAUCAGUUCUUCGUUGAAGGUCAACGAUGUGGCAGCUGCACCUUUGAAGAGCAGGUCUGAAAAAAUAAAGCUCAAGCCAUCGCUAAAGAAGAAGAAUAGCAGGAGAGGUAUUUCAGAAAGGGAUCUCUACAAAAGAAACUACUUCCAUGCAUGUGAGAGCCUUCUAUCCUUGAUGAUGGACAAGAAGCGGCAUGGCAAAACCGCAAUCCUAUCAUUGAAGAAAUCUGGUCCUGAACUUCCUGCACUCUUAACCCGGUUCUCAGCUGGCAUUGCUGGGACUGGUCUCGCUGUUCUCUUCUCUGUUGUCUGCAAAUUAGCCUGUGGGAGGGCACCCUUUUGUGCAUCAAAACUUUUCACUACAGGUUUUGGGUUUGGGCUGGUCUGGCUUUCCUGGGCAGUGAAUAGACUGAGCGACACAAUUGCAUAUGUCAGCAAGAAUGCAAGUAAGUUAGGUAUGAAGGAUGAAGAUAUGCUGGAAACUGUGGAUAAAAGUUUGAAAGACAUAUACUUCAGAGCUGCAACACUGAUGGCGGUGGCAAUGCUUAAGUUUACAUGAGCAAUGAAUGGCGAGACACUGUUGCAAAAAAAGUCGAUUGAUUGGAUGACAUGACUGGGCGAUGGUUGUAACUGUAAAUACUGUAAUUUAAGAGCUAUAUUGAGAGAGAGAAAGACCUUAUUGCACUUGCAAGGAUGUCUCAGAUUGGCAGUCUCAAGGAGUAUAUGGUAUGAGAUGUACGGACUCUGCCAUUGGAUCUUGGCUUCAGAAGGUAGGGCUUUGAAAACAUUCCUUGAGCUCCUGAGAGACUGAGUCGUGCAUGUUCUAUUGUCAGUUAACUUUAGUCUAUUUCUCAUUUUUAGGUUACACAUUUGUAAUUGAAGUGAAUGAGGGGAGGUUAAGUGGAACAGAAGUAUGUGAACAUAUACAAUUUUGCGUGGAAAUUAUCCUUGUUGCUUUUGUCGUUUUGGGUCUC